Molecule: messenger RNA, 636 nt
Organism: Sphaeroforma arctica JP610
Lineage: Eukaryota; Ichthyosporea; Ichthyophonida
Exons: 3
Coding region: 52-636 (194 amino acids)
Biological process (GO): transmembrane transport
Cellular component (GO): membrane
Molecular function (GO): transmembrane transporter activity
Source: RefSeq, a predicted model, not a curated record
GCUGUGACGCCCAUCAUCGUAUCCGAGGACGAUCCGUCGUCCAUCGACACCAUGCUGUGGCUGUAUGCGCUGGUGUGUGUUGUGUUGGCGUUGCCUGUGAUUACGUUGCAGUCCCAUCCGCCUACUCCGCCCUCGGCCUCGUCGGCCACAUAUCGCGAGACGAACAAAGACUUCGUCGACGGUCUGAAUGUGAUCAGUCGUUCGUACGCAUACCUGAUGCUCGUGCUUAUCUUUGGUAUUGGUCUGGGGAUGUUCAAUGCGCUCACCACCUUGCUGGAACAGAUCCUGUUUCCUCACGGGUACAGUACCGACGACGCUGGGCUGGCGGGGGCCCUGAUAAUUCUCGGAGGACUGGCAGGCGCAGGUCUGACUGGCCCCAUUCUGGACAAGACCAGGCGGUACAUCGAGGUGCUGCGUGUGUGCCUAUUUGGUGCACUGAUGGGGUUUGUGUGGUUUGCGGCCGUAAGUAGCUCUGCAGGUAAUCUGACCCAGAUCCUGAUAUGCUCGGCUAUAAUGGGGUUCUUUGCAUUUGCUAUCCUGCCCACUUCAUUGGAGUUGGGUGCGGAAUGCACCUAUCCGGUCAAUGAGGGAACCUCAAGUGGAUUCCUGUACAUGAGUGGCCAGGUAUGUGCUUAA